Zygotorulaspora mrakii is the source of this 1365-nucleotide messenger RNA. It is a transcript of the gene SLY41, whose product is annotated as Sly41p. The coding region runs from base 1 to 1365 and encodes 454 amino acids. The transcript has a single exon. Gene Ontology annotation, molecular function: phosphoenolpyruvate transmembrane transporter activity; antiporter activity. The record is from RefSeq and is a predicted model, not a curated record. Gene Ontology annotation, biological process: phosphoenolpyruvate transmembrane import into Golgi lumen. Gene Ontology annotation, cellular component: endoplasmic reticulum; Golgi apparatus. NCBI's taxonomy places the organism in Eukaryota, Fungi, Ascomycota, Saccharomycetes, Saccharomycetales, Saccharomycetaceae.
AUGAUUACCACUCAAAGCACUACUACAAAACGUCGUGCAUCUGUGCAUAAGAAUUUAUAUGACCCAGCCCUAUAUAGGUUCCCUGAACCGCCAUUGGGGGUAUUCCAGCCUAAGAAGCAAUCGAUACAGUUAUCUUCCAAUGAGGUGAUUUCUGAGGAUGGCGAUGACAAGCCAUCAGUUGCUAUAGAACAGGUGCAAGAAAAAUUCGUGAGUCUGUUUCCGCAUGGCAUACAGCAACAUUUACCAGAAGUUGAUGGGAAAGUGACCUUGGUAUGUUUAGGUUGGUACGUCAUUUCCUCAAUUUCUAGUAACCUUUCAAAAGCCAUUUUGCGAGAUUUUACGCACCCGAUUGCGCUUACAGAGAUCCAGUUUUUAUUGAAUGCGACGUUUUGCAUUCUGUUUAUUUCACUAGUUAAUUUUCUGAAAGUUGAGCCGUUCAACAAAACUACACUCUCUAAGGCUUGCAACAACUUUCCAGAAGGCAUAUUGCCAAACUAUUUGAAUGGUAGCUUCAAAGACUGUGUAACAGGAAAAUUUCUCCAUCCCAGCAAGGUCAUUAUCAUUGCCACGUUUCCCAUGGGAAUAUUUCAAUUUGUUGGUCAUAUUACGUCAUAUAAGGCGACUUCAUUGAUACCAGUUUCAUUAGUUCAUUCAAUGAAAGCGUUAUCUCCUAUCAUUACUGUUGGUUAUUAUAGGCUUUUCCAGGGGAAGCAAUAUAAUCCAAUGACUUACUUGACAUUGAUACCAUUAAUUCUUGGCGUUAUGGUAACAUGUUGGUCAACGCAUGGUAACAAAAAACCAAACUCUAAAGUUAAUGAAGCAGGUCUUUCAAUAGUUACCGGUUUAUUCCAUGCGACAGUUUCGAUGUUGAUCUUUGUUUCACAAAAUAUUUUUGCUAAGUCAAUACUUACCGUCAAGGCCAAAAAUGGUAUUUUACCAUCUUCAGAAUCGUCUCCAACCUUGCAGAAAAAGGAAAUAUCAUCAAUUCAGAUUGAUAAAAUCACCAUUCUGUUCUACUGUUCAUGCACUGGGUUUUUACUAACUUUGCCACUGUUUUUAAGUGGUGAAUUGUUUAAAGAUCAAAGUGUCUUCAAAGAUUUGACUUUAAACAGUUUUUAUUUAAUUUUAAUCCAUGGAGUGACACAUUUUCUUCAGGCCAUGUUGGCAUUUCAACUCAUUGGAAUGUUGUCUUCUGUGAAUUAUUCUGUUGCCAAUAUUAUGAAACGUAUUGUUAUAAUCUCUGUUGCGCUGAUUUGGGAAUCAAGAUUCAACUUUGUUCAAUUAUUGGGAUUGUCAAUGACGCUCAUUGGGUUGUACGGAUACGAUAAAUGGGGGAUAUCAAGAAAAGCUGGGUAUCAACUAUAA